ACAGAUAGAGCAAGACAGGAAACGAAAGAAAGCAACAGCAUGAAAAAACAGCAUAAUGCAAAAAUCAGCAUAAAUUAGGCCGGUGGACUAACCUGAGGAUACAGGAAGAGAGGAGUAGCACAAAACAAGAAGUUACUUCGAGUCUGAAGUGUACAGUAGUGUGAACACAUGAGGGCAGGGAUUCGCUUGCCAAUUUGUGGUUGAGUGAAGAUCGAAACCCAUUCAGAAAACUGACAAACACACUGUGUAAGAGAAGAAAGGUACUGAGCACAGUGGUGUAGAGAUGCUCAGGAGAGAGCGCGGGAGCGCAUAGACUGAGAAGGACAGCGGGGCCCCCUGAGGAGGAUAGUGGAUCAUUAUGGGAGUCAAAUGCAGGGCUUGUAUAGCCAUUGUCUUCAUCCUCCUUUUGCUUAGCUCCAUGUGGCUACAUGGUAACCUGGAGGACCACUGGAAUACUUGCCCAAAGGUUUCUAGUGUAAAAAACAAGGUUCUGUCUUUGGUUAGAGUUAAUAGUUCAGAUGACGAUGUGGCUCCACUGAGGGUAUGUCCUGGCAUGAGGUUUCAAGUUGCCGAUUUGCUGGCUCACCUGCAGGCAGCACCAGUCUCAACCAAUGAUGUGCUUCUAAAGCCAUACCUGGCCAGCUGGGAUGAGCUUAUCAAGUUUUUGGAAGCCCUGGGGCCAAUGGUGGGUUUAAUUUCACAAGAAAUUGAAUCAAAAACCGCCAUCAUUCGUGACCUGGCCCAAAAAGCGGAGAAAGAGGCAGAGAAAAAAAUGAAAGACAGAAAAAGAAAGCCUCAGCAAAGCGACCCAGUCUUAAUGAUAUCUCAUAACAGAUCUUUGAACUACUCUGAAAUUAAUCACAGACUCUCAUUUGGUUACACUUCUAUUCGGUCUAUGAUUACAUGGGAGCUGGAGAACGGUUUGGUGGACUUCCACAAGCAGACAAACUCAGGCUGCAGGACUCUGUUGCGCUUGCAUCGUGCUCUGCUCUGGCUGCAAAACUUCCUGCAGGAACUGGGGAAGGAUGCAAGUGAAGGAGAGCGUCUACGAAGCCCUUCUGACCUCUGCAAAGAAACUUACCAGCGCAUACUGGCCCACCAUCACAACUGGUGGGUAAGGAAAGCAGCAGAACUGGCCUUUCUUGCUAUGCCUGAACGACCUUAUUUCUACCAGUUGGUGUGUGUGGAAACGCAGUCAGAAGCUGCUGUGGUGCUGAACAGGGUAGUGAGAGCAAUAGAAGAAGUGUAUGAGAGAAAUGAAGUCGCUCUACAGGAGCACGGCAUGCUGGAUCUACCCUGAGUGUAGAAAGAGGGAGGAAAAAUCACAGGAAAUAUGAGUGGGACCAGCCUAAAGAACAAGGCACUAAAUUAUAAGACUAGAGCUUUGAACCCUUAUGAGAAAAGAAUGAAGACACUGCUGGAUAAAUACAAGGCUUAUUUAUUCAUUCUUACUGAUGUACUCAAAGUAAGUUACACUUUCUUAAAGAAUUAGUGACCACUUUCAUGAGUUCAACUGUUAGUGAAAAAGGUUGGCAAGUAA
Molecule: messenger RNA, 1540 nt
Organism: Sinocyclocheilus anshuiensis
Lineage: Eukaryota; Metazoa; Chordata; Actinopteri; Cypriniformes; Cyprinidae
Product: ceramide-1-phosphate transfer protein-like
Exons: 4
Coding region: 359-1300 (313 amino acids)
Biological process (GO): intermembrane lipid transfer; ceramide transport
Cellular component (GO): cytoplasm; cytosol; membrane
Molecular function (GO): ceramide 1-phosphate binding; ceramide 1-phosphate transfer activity
Source: RefSeq, a predicted model, not a curated record